AAAAGUUUUGCCUAAACUUCUAUAUUGACCUUUGUCCUGGCAGCCAUUAUUUGACUCUUAUGUUCCUAGGCAUAAUGCAAUUCACAUAGAACUAAAAGGAGCCCUCAAACAUUGGGUCUAUGGUGUUUGGCACUUGACAUCUAUUGCCAUAGAUUCUAUGAUAUAUGGCUGGUAAGCAGUUAUCACUAUCCAGGGAGGGGGCUUAUGUAUGACUAUAAUGUGAGCUAAAAAAACUAGGCUAAUAAAAUCUAAAAUGAUCACUUUUAUAAUUUUAUUAUGGAAUAAUCAUGAAUGUGUGCUUCAGCAUGAGUGAUUUUACCUAACGGAUGAGAAACUGGGUUUUUAAAUUGGCAAAAAAAUCACAAUAUGUGCCAAUACAAGUCUGCAUGUGCAUACUGUACAUAUUGGAAGAGUAAUGUUGCUACUGAUAUUUCUCUAUGAAAAUGUAAAACCAUGAGAAACAUGCCUUGAAGUAGUGGACACAUUCAUGGUUUAGUAUUCAGUGCAUUUGACACUAUGCCCAGCAGAAAACUAUGCCAUUGGUAUUGGGUGAAAGUUUUAUUUACAUGUUUGCAUCCUAACAACAUAUAAAGCUGUUGGUUCUGUAAGCCUCCCAGAUUGACAGCUGUAACUACAACAUCCACACAAUAUGUCCUCUUGGUGGUAAGCUCAAAAAUUUAUAUAUUCCAGCCAGGGAUAAAUAAAAAGCACAUUUGCACUGAAACCUCUAGCGGGUACCUACUGCAUGCAAGCAAGAAAUAAAUGCCCAGUGACUUUUACUUUGUCAUCUUGUCUGGUUUUUGAUUGUGUAAUCUGUAAAACUGAUGAGUUGCCUCCUCAAAGUAGAAUGGGAAAUUAGAAAUUAUGUGAAUUGGAAACUCUAGCUCUGGAAAGGGGAAGAAAGAUGAGAGCAGAACGAGGGAGGGACCGGUGCUUCCUAGGGUAUAAAAUGCAUAAAGCAGAGACACCAUGAAAGUACAAACUGUGUCCUGAUACCAGCUGUCCCACAAUCCGAGUGAGAGGAACCAUGCUUGCUAAGACGGUGACUGGGAGCUUUGCUAAUGUGAUCCAUGGUUUAAGCAGUGCUCAUCUGACUGAAUCGGUGAUCCAGAGAAGCAAGCGCAUGAUUCUGGAUACAUUAGGAGUUGGCCUGAUUGGCACAACCACUGAAGUCUUCCAAAAAGCCUUACAGUACAGCAAAAUUUACAGCGCAGAUACAUCCAGCACUGUUUGGGGCCAAUCAGAUGUUCGGCUUCCUCCACUCUAUGCUUCUUUUGUCAAUGGAGUUGCUGUUCAUUCCAUGGAUUUUGAUGACACAUGGCACCCUGCCACCCACCCUUCAGGGGCAGUCUUGCCUUCUUUGAUGGCACUGUCAGAAUCUUAUCUUGGAAACCAGAGGCCAUCUGGACUUGAUCUUCUUUUGGCAUUUAACAUUGGCAUUGAGGUUCAGGGAAGACUGAUGCGCUUUUCUAAAGAAGCCAGAGAUAUCCCAAAGAGAUUUCACCCUCCCACCGUGGUUGGACCUAUGGGGAGUGCCGCAGCAUCAUCUAAAUUUCUACAUUUGAACCAGUCUCAGUGCCGUGAGGCCCUAGCUAUUGCUGCAUCCUAUUCUGGAGCCCCAAUGGCUAAUGUAGCCACACAAACCAAACCACUGCACAUCGGCAAUGCUGGUCGACAUGGCCUUGAGGCCUCUUGUUUGGCAUAUCUAGGCCUUGAGGGUAACAAGCAGAUUUUUGAUUUGGAGACUGGAUUUGGUGCUUUCUAUAAUGACUACGAUCCCCAGAGUUUACCAUCUCUGGACUCUUUUACCUGGCUUCUGGAAGAUCAAGAUGUGGCUUUUAAGCGCUUUCCAGCUUAUCUUGGAAUGCAUUGGGCUGCAGAUGCUGCUUCAGCUGUCCGAAAGCAAAUUGUUGGGAACAAUGGAUUGCUGCCUGUGGACAGUAUAAAAAAAAUUGAACUAAAAAUCCCAGACGCUAAGUACGUGAAUCGCCCUUUCCCCGCAUCAGAACACGAAGCUCGCCAUUCCUUCCAGUUUAAUACAUGCACUGCUCUUCUUGAUGGAACUGUAUCUGUUCAGUCAUUUACUGAAAACAACAUUUCUCGACCAAGUCUGAGAGAACUUCUAGGUAAGAUACAGGUAGUUCAUCCAUCAGACAACAAACCAAAUUUCGAGAAGCUGUAUUGUGAGGUCAAUCUAACAAUGCAAAAUGAUGACACUUUUAGCGAGAGAUGUGACACAUUCUAUGGUCACUGGAGAAAACCUCUUAGCAAAGAAGAUCUCGUGAACAAAUUUAGGUCUAAUGCUUCCACUGUCCUUUCAAAAGAUGGCGUAGAAGGUAUUCUGGAAAAUGUGGAUAGACUGGAAGAUGUGGCAGAUUGUUCUGUGUUAAGCUCCUUUCUGAAAUUAAGAAAUGAUGCAUUAGAAGAAUGCAAAGGAACUAUUUUACGAUAGUCUGCGUCAAGAUUUUAAUAAAAGCACAAGUGUCUACUGUAUAUUAUUCCUGCACUUUAACACCAACAGCACCUACAUUAUACUAAUAAUUCUUUAUUGUUCCACAACAUCCCCAGUGACUGACACACUGGUUUUGUAGCUUUGUGUUUAUCUUUUAUAACUUUUAUCAUAGGAUAACUGUACUGUAUCAGUUGUACAAUAUCAUCUUAUUCUUCACAUUAGGUGCAGUAAUAGGAAAUAACAUGCACUGAUAAGCGAGCAGCAAAGCGUAUUAUGGGCAUAGGAAACUUUCAGCUAUCUGGCUGUAGUAGGUCAUGCCAAAGGUAAUUGUGCAACAGCUGGCACAACAAAUGCUGCCUCUCCAGAAAUCUUUAAUAUGCCUGUAAUGGUGUGAGGGUUCCAAAAUGAAACACUGGAAAUUGCCAGUCACGAGCUACAAGCUUUCUACUUCUCUAAAACUAGUGCAAUAAUAAGUUUACAAUGAAUGGUGUGAUUUUACAUA
Xenopus laevis (African clawed frog) is the source of this 2954-nucleotide messenger RNA. It is a transcript of the gene acod1.S, whose product is annotated as aconitate decarboxylase 1 S homeolog. The coding region runs from base 1028 to 2452 and encodes 474 amino acids. The record is from RefSeq and is a predicted model, not a curated record. NCBI's taxonomy places the organism in Eukaryota, Metazoa, Chordata, Amphibia, Anura, Pipidae. The transcript is spliced from 5 exons.